UCCCAUAACUACCUUGGGUCCAGUCUUAGUUUUCUUUUGUUGUCCUCCUUUGCAUGUGUAAAGUUUCUCUGUUCUUAUCGAUAUGUUCUUGUUAAUUCUAUUAGUAAUAUUUUCUUUUUUAUUUUUAAUCAAAGAUUUUAUUUAAUCACAAGUACAAUCAGCAAGUUCCGCAAGUCUAAUCUUCUGUAAAAUUGAAUUACAUUUGACUUAUCAAACGUUAUCUUUGCUAUAUCACUUAAGAAAGUUUUCAAUUAAUAAUAAGAUAUUAUGUAACCACAAAUAUAUCUUAUGAUUUUUUUUUAAAAAAGUGACUAGAUAAUCUAAAAAGUAAUUUCAAUUAAUACGAGAGUAAUUUUAAUUCUAAAAAGUAGUUAAUCAAAUAUAUAAAUUUAUAAUUAUUUUGGACUUUAUGUACGUUACCGCAGCAAAUCUUCUCCUAUUACUAAAAUUAGGCCUGUUACUAAAACCCAGUGGGACUUUGAAAUUACAAUGGGCCUGAUGGAAGAGAGAUCACUAGGGUUUUCAGCCGUACAUCUAUCUCCUAUUACUUGCUGCAAAAGUCUCAUAUUUACAUAUAUAAGAGAUCGCGGCCACUAACAUCUAUUAGGUUUUCAUCUUUAAAUAAAUUGCAUAUUUGUUUCUUGCUAAAAGGCCCUCCUUGCUGUUAAUCUUCAAACAUGGGAAAGACAAGGGGUAUGGGAUCUGCGCGUGUCCAAAAAACGCGUCGAAAGACACAGAGGUGGUCAGACAAGAGCUACAAAAAGUCUCACCUAGGAAAUGAAUGGAAGAAGCCUUUUGCUGGUUCUUCUCAUGCAAAAGGAAUCGUCCUUGAGUUAAUAGGAGUCGAGGCUAAGCAGCCUAACUCUGCCAUCCGAAAGUGUGCUAGAAUACAGCUUAUCAAGAACGGAAAGAAGGUUGUCGCUUUUGUCCCCAACGAUGGUUGUUUGAACCUCCUUGAACCAAAUGACGAGGUUUUGAUCUCUGGAUUUGGUCGCAAGGGUCAUGCCGUGGGAGAUAUUCCUGGAGUUCGGUACAAGGUCGUCAAGGUUUCUGGUGUUUCACUCUCGGCUCUCUACAAGGGAAAGAAGGAGAAGCCAAGGUCUUAAACAAAGCUUAUUCAAGGUUUUGAUGUCAUAAGCACAUUUCGUUAGUUCAGUUAAAAGAACUCUUGUGUUUUUAAAACUUUAUUAUGAGUUUUUGAGUUUACCUUAUAAUAUGUUCAUUGGUUUUUCUUGAAUCAGUUUUGCCUUCUUAAUUAAACAUCCAAAUAGUAUCCACUUUGAAUCCUUAAGGACCUUGAAUCAUAUUCAUUAUAUAUCUUUUGUAAUCACAAAACUGAUUAAAAUACAAUUUAAUUGACAUCUGAACGAAAUGGUGUAAAGAAGAACAAUGAGUAAAAAAAUUCUAUAUAAAUGGUGUAAAAUUUUAAAAUGAAAUUUACUUGUAUAAAACUAAAAUAUUUAUAGUAUUUAUAUAAAACAAUUAUUUGUUUCUGUCACUUGCUAAUUUUAUAUAUGAGUAUGUGUGGUAUUAUUUUAAAAUUGCCAACAUACCAAUUCCCAUGCUCGUUGAUAUAUCUUAAUUAUAUACACCAUUUCGUUAUACGUUCAUUUUCUGUAUACCCAUGCAUGGUAAGACCGUAUAUAUACGUAAUAAUUAAACUACUCUAGUGACAUAGGCUGACCCAAGAUGCAGCUAUAUGGUAUUUACGUAUUUUACAUAUACUUCUAUUUAUCCUGCAUAAUGAUAAUAUACGGGUUAAUUUGCAUCAUCAUUCAUGUAUUUAUGUAUCCACUAUAGACAGAUAAACAUGAUCUAUGUUUUCAUUAACUUGUUAACGAAAAACCUUUAGAAUAAACUUUGUUUUAGCAAACAUUGCUCUCAAUAUUAAUUUGUUGGAUAAACUUUUCAGCAGAUAACGAAGUAUUCUUGGUGCUUUUUUGGGUGCCCGAAACUUCAGAAUCUUUGACAUAUAAAUACAUUUCCAUGAAAGUGAAAAUAACUCCAGGGCCUCAUGCAGUGUCGCUUGCUACUGAGUAGCAGUUGAAUUUUUUUUCUGUUUUAUCAGUUCUCUGUUUUCAAUCGGGCUCUCACUAUGUUUUUAACAUUUUUGCCAUCGUGAUUGCCUGUCAGCCUUAACACUUUGUAACACACAACCUGCCCAUUCAAGUAAUGCAAUUCAUAUUCUUAGCAAAAAAAAAAAGUGAAAAUAACCGUUGAUGUGAAUAUUGUGAGUCUUCAAAACCAGACUUGCGUUCUUCUGGCCAUAUGGUCUAUAAAGAGUUUUAAAGUUUUGUCUUCCUGUAUCAUAGGCUCAAGAUUAAUUCCUUCUUUAAAAUGUUGCAAAAUGCUAUAAAAUGAAUAAAUAAAACGUAUCCCAUGCGCUGCUCAUAGAAGAUCUACUGGCAUUGAUGGCAUCAUAUCUAAAUACAUCCCCUCGUCAACACACUUGUAACUAAUAACCAAAACAAUCACAUUUUAAAGAGUGGAAUUAUAUGACUUUCUACUAUAUAUCAACAGUAUCUUGGUAUAGAUACCAUCAAAGAUCAAUAGACCAGUCAAUAUUGAGCAUAUCAAGAUUUGAUCAACCCCGAAAAUAUAUAUAGUAGAUUAAAUAGAUAUAGAACAAGAAUCAUUAUGCAUAUGUGCCUCUUUGAGACAAUACGUGGUCGAAGGAAUCAAACCAUGAACAAAGAAAAUGGAGUAUAUCUCAUAAUUUGGCGUGAGAAUUUUUUUAUUGAUUAACAGUACUUAUACAUAUAUAAAACAAUUGCUCAAAAACCCUAAUCAAGUAUUAUGUCUCAUUAGAAAACUCUUCACACUCAAGAGUGUAGAGAAAAAGUUUCACAAGAAAAAUACUAGGCCACAAACUCUAAAAAAAAAAAAGCAAAACCAAAGCCUGGGUGCAAAAACCACAUACUAAAAUACACAAUCACGUUCGUACGUACUAUUACAUUAAUCAAAAGAUGACUGAAAG
This is a messenger RNA of Brassica rapa (field mustard), 2977 nucleotides long. Its product is annotated as 40S ribosomal protein S23. Gene Ontology annotation, molecular function: structural constituent of ribosome. The record is from RefSeq and is a predicted model, not a curated record. NCBI's taxonomy places the organism in Eukaryota, Viridiplantae, Streptophyta, Magnoliopsida, Brassicales, Brassicaceae. Gene Ontology annotation, cellular component: ribosome; small ribosomal subunit. Gene Ontology annotation, biological process: translation.